Molecule: messenger RNA, 1617 nt
Organism: Lucilia cuprina (Australian sheep blowfly)
Lineage: Eukaryota; Metazoa; Arthropoda; Insecta; Diptera; Calliphoridae
Gene: Prip
Product: aquaporin AQPAe.a
Exons: 7
Coding region: 474-1241 (255 amino acids)
Biological process (GO): transmembrane transport
Cellular component (GO): plasma membrane
Molecular function (GO): water channel activity
Source: RefSeq, a predicted model, not a curated record
GCGGUCGUUUGUUGUUUUUGUUGCUUCAUUCAUAUUUCUACUCGUACUCGUAUGCUACAAUUCAAAAUUCUGCUAAUUAAAUUCGUGCUGUAUUGUUGUCUUUAGAUUUGCGAAUUUUCGUCGCAAGUAGUUUAAUUUCAAAAGCCAAAGCGCGCGCAUCGCACACAAGUUUAUUUUUGUAAUAAAUUUGAAAAAAAAGUAAAUAACGUUCUCGGUUGUUUGAACAAAUAUUAAAAAUAAAACAAAAUAUAAAGAAUAUAAUCCCUAACAGAUAUAUUUUCUAAAAACUUUAUUUUAGAUUGAAAAAGUGUUUGUUAUAAAAUAAUUAAAAGGGAUUUUUUCUUAAACUUGAGUAUAUUGUUUAUAUUAAAAAUAUAGUGUUUAUUAAGCUCUGUUAUCAAUUGAUAAACGAAUUUUAAAGAAUUUAAAAUAGUCACGAAUUUCGAUUGCCUUCAAACGGAGCAGCAGACACAAUGGCUGGAAAAUAUGAAUACACAUUGGGCGUCAAUGAAUUAAAAUCGAAGGAAUUUCGUUUAUGGCAAUCACUUAUUGGUGAAUUUCUUGGAAAUUUAAUAUUAAACUUUUUCGCUUGUGGUGCAUGUACACAACGUGAAGAUGGUACAUUUAAGGCUUUAGCUUUUGGUCUGGCUGUUUUUAUGGCCAUCACUAUUGUUGGACAUCUAAGUGGUGGUCACGUAAAUCCUGCUGUAACUUUGGGAAUGUUAGUUGCUGGUCGUAUAAGUGUUUUACGUGCAGUACUCUAUAUAAUAUUCCAAUGUUUAGGAUCCAUAGCGGGUACGGCAGCCAUAAAAACCUUACUCGAUGAAAUGUACUAUAACGGUCUGGGUCACACCAAUUUAAAUGACAAAAUAACUGAACUACAAGGUCUCGGUAUCGAGUUCUUUUUAGGUUUAGUUUUGGUAUUGACUGUAUUCGGAGCCUGUGAUGCUAAUAAACCCGACUCCCGUUAUACUGCCCCUUUGGCCAUUGGUAUGGCUGUUACAUUGGGUCAUUUGGGCACCAUCAAUUAUACUGGUGCUAGCAUGAAUCCAGCUCGUACUUUAGGCACUGCUUUUGCCACUAACAAUUGGGAUGCCCAUUGGGUAUACUGGGCUGGUCCAAUUUUGGGUGGUAUUGCUGCCGCUUUGAUUUACACACAGAUUUUAGAGAAACCAGCUGCAGCAAAGGUUAGUGAAGUAUCGGAUAAAUACAGGACACAUGCCGAUGAGCGAGAGAACUGAAUACAAAUCCAAAAAACCAAAAACAAAAUCCCAUUGUAAUUCUCACGCUUUCUGUAGAUUUGUCCGUCUCUCACAAAAAACAAAAAAAAAACAAAUAAACAAACACCUACACACACAGAACGACAAAUAAAUGAAUUUUUAUUUUCUUGCCUUGAAAAUAAAACCGUUAUAUAUUUUAAAUAUUAUUUUAUUGUUAUUAUAUUAUUUAAAUGCUUUUUAAUUGUAUUGUCUUUAUUCUAAUUUUAUAUGUUUUAUCUUAAAAAAAAAAACACUCAAACAUCUUUCUUUAAAAACAGAUGAGAAAAUUGGAAGGAGCACGUGAUUACGCUUAGAAAUAUAGAUCUUAGAAACAACAACAACAGUAAUCUCUGUUGUA